UAAACGAUCUGGAUUUCCUCAACUAGACUCUCGAGGAUGGAUCCGUGUCUCAAAAACGCACGUUUAGUGGCGAACUGAACAAACAAACCCUUGAUCCGUCAUUGUAUUUGUAACCUCGAAUCGAAGGAGAAGACGUCCCUUUUGUUUCUGCGACUACUCUCCAAGUCCGGUUUUGGUCUUCUCUCCUCUCCUAUCUCACUCGCGAUUGCGUUUAUUCUUGUUUGGUGGAGGAUUUCGCCCACUGUUCUGGUGAAGGGGAAGACCUCGCUCACUUGGACUUAAACGGUGCCUGGAUCCUCAGAGUUCAGAAUACGUUUUCAAGCUAUUGAUAAAUGAAGCAUAUUGUGAAGAUUUUGACAUUGGUAAUGGCCAUUACUGCAUUAUGGGUUGGCCUUCUACAAACUUCUAUGAUUCCACGCAGCCAUACUUGGUUGUUACCCAUAUAUUUUGUUGUGUCUUUAGGAUGUUAUGGUCUUUUAAUGGUUGGAAUUGGUUUGAUGAAUUUUCCAACCUGUCCUCAAGAAGCUCUAUUGUUGCAGAAGGACAUUGUUGAGGCCAAGGAAUAUCUGAAACAAAAAGGAGUUGAUGUUAGUUCCAGCUGAUGCGGUCUCAAAUCUCGCAUGAUGUUCUGAAUUAGCUUAUGACAAUUACCUGAUUGGGAGUUGCGAAAGAUUUUUGGCUUUUAACUUCAUACACAAAAUACUGAUAUGGGAAUUGCUUUCGAUUUUGGCUUAAUGUACAUGAACUCUUUACUAUAAUCAAUGGAUAACUUUUUCUGUUGGUAGUUAUUUUUUA
This is a messenger RNA of Glycine soja, 795 nucleotides long. Its product is annotated as dolichol-phosphate mannose synthase subunit 3-like. Bases 333 to 602 code for a protein of 89 amino acids. Gene Ontology annotation, biological process: GPI anchor biosynthetic process. The transcript is spliced from 4 exons. Gene Ontology annotation, cellular component: endoplasmic reticulum membrane; dolichol-phosphate-mannose synthase complex. NCBI's taxonomy places the organism in Eukaryota, Viridiplantae, Streptophyta, Magnoliopsida, Fabales, Fabaceae. The record is from RefSeq and is a predicted model, not a curated record.